AUGCUUGCACCUUUUCUGCCUGCUUAAUUUGAUGAAAAGGGAGUUAAUAAAGCCUUUUACACCCCUAUGUUUGUAUCCUACACAGUAUUUUUCUUUUUAACAUCUAUCUUCGCUGGAAAAAUGCAAGGCAAGUUUGGUCGAAAGUUAACUAUAAGAGUGUCUCUAAAAUGUGUAAGAUCAACUGCCUUGUAAAAAAAAUACAGUCCACUAUUUCUUAUUUUUGGAUUUUUCGGGAGAAUUAUACAAGGUGUUGGAACUGGUUUACUUCAAACUGCAUGUAGAAUUAUUCAAAAUUUAUCUACUUAUUUAGCCUACUCAGAACUAUUGAUAUAGUUUCCUGAAAUUUAAGAGCAGUUAGUUUCAUUUAUGGAGUUCGGAUGCGGACUAAUUUUUUUGCUUUACGGAGUGUUUAUGAAUCAGUUAAUUAACUUUGUCGACCAUGAUAGUGAUUAGAAUGAUGAAAGGAGAGGAUCUAUAUCAAGUAUAGAGCAAUUAAUCCAAUAGAGUUUUAAAGAUAAGAAUAAAGAUUUUGGCUCAACAGAUUAAGAUGAAAGACCCUCGAUUAUGCUAAAUACUCAAAACUUUUAAUAAGAUAAUGAUUAAAGACUAUCUCUGCUUAAUAGUGAUCUUUAGAAUAGCCAAUAAAAUAUGCUAAUUUAAAGGUAGACUUUGAUUGCAGACUCUGCAAGAAAUACUAAAAUAGAGAAUUUCUCCCAAUAAUAGCUGAAAGUAUCUCAAAACUUGAAUUAGGAUAAAUAAAGCAAUCUUACUCCUAUUGAAGAAGUAUAAAAUUAGUUUAGCAAGGAUUAUGAGUCUAUUGAAGAAUAGAAGACUAAAAUUGAGCAGAUAAAUCAAGGGUAAAAGUAUGAUAAUCUAAACUAUAUUCAUGUGAUGAAAACAUCAAGAGGGAUAUUUGCUUUUCUAGACGUUAUGAUGUGCUGUCAAAUGUUCAACUUCUGUGAUACUACUCUCUCUGAUUACUUUAAGGAUACUUAUUAAUUAAGGCCUGAGAUAAUCAGUUUACUUUACUCUGUUCAAAGUAUUGCCUUUCUAAGUAUGUGUUUUGUUGCACCUAGAGCAGCAAAAAGAUUCAAUCUGGUCAUAUGUGUAGUAAUUGCUUAAUACAUACAAUGCUUUGCUUCGUAUUUAAUAGGGCCAUCUUAGUUCUUUGGUAUGCCCCAAGAGAUUUGGAUAACUAUGCUUGGCUUCAUCAUAUCUGGUCUAGCAUCUCCAUUCACAAUUGUUCCUCCUUACAAAGAACUUGAGAACUCAUUACAGGUAUAUGAGGGCAAAAACAAAUUCAAUCCAGAUGCUGUUUAAGAUGUUGUAUCUGGAUUGUUUAAUGCUGCAUAUGCAAUGGGUGGAAUCACUGGACCAACUUUCGGGGGUUAUGUAACUUUAUACUAUGGAUUUAGAACAACAACAGAUAUAUAAGGGAUAUUUAUGGGUUCACUUGCAACUCUAUAGCUUUUGAUAGUUUAUUUACCUGAAAGAUUAAAUAGAAAAGCCGGCUAUAAAGUAUUAUAAGAAAAAAGAUAAGUAGAAUUCAGUAAAUCAGAGUUGGAAUUUUAAGAUUGA
Messenger RNA from Stylonychia lemnae, 1578 nucleotides. NCBI's taxonomy places the organism in Eukaryota, Ciliophora, Spirotrichea, Sporadotrichida, Oxytrichidae. The record is from the annotation of a GenBank genome assembly.